GCCGCGGGGCGGGAGUAGCGGCCGCACAAGUUUCCCUCGGGCUGCUCCGCGCCCGCCCGGGCUCCAACUUCCCGCCGCGGAGGCAGCGGGGGAGCGGCCAGGCGGGCCAGGCGCGCAGCGUUGCCACUAGUUGCUGGCUCAGAAGCUACUUUCUGGCUCUAACUCAGAUGUGACAAGUGCCGUGAAGCAGUAGAAGUAAUUUGAAGAAAAACUGAAAGAACAAAUGGCUUUAGCUGGCUGCCCAGACUCCUUUCUACAUCUUCCAUACCGGCUUGACAAUGUAGAUCAGACUUCAACUCAUGCUCGACGAGACUUGGUGGAACCAGGAUUCCAAGAACCUUCUAAUCGCAUCUCCCUGAAUCACCAAGAUGACGAUGUGGACCUAGAAGCUUUGGUAAACGACAUGAACUCCUCAUUUGAAAGCUUGUACACUACCUGUAGUAUGCAGUCAGAAACCACUCCACUUCUUCAAAACGGUCAAUUUAAUCGCAGCCAAUUGCCAUCCUCAGGAACAAGUUCGCUUCACCCUAUGUCUCCAAGGCAGAAGGUGCAGAGAUCUCAGCCAGUACGCAUUAUGGCAGUGAGACGUCUACAAGAAGAAGAGCAACAGUUCAGAACGUCAUCCUUGCCUGCCAUACCAAAUCCGUUUCCAGAGCUCUGCAGUCCUACAAGCUCUCCAGUGCUGACCCCUGGGUCUUUACCUCAAAGUCAACCUGCUAUUAAGCAUGAUGUAAAAGUCUUUAGUGAAGAUGGAACAAGCAAAGUGGUCGAGAUUCUAGCAGACAUGACAGCCAGGGACCUCUGCCAGCUUCUCGUUUACAAAAGUCAUUGUGUGGAUGAUAACAGCUGGACCCUAGUGGAGCAUCACCCUCAACUAGGAUUAGAGAGAUGCUUAGAAGACCAUGAAAUCAUAGUCCAAGUCGAGUCCACAAUGGGAAGUGAAAGUAAAUUUUUGUUCAGGAAGAAUUAUGCAAAAUACGAAUUUUUUAAAAAUCCUAUGAAUUUCUUUCCAGAGCAGAUGGUGGCUUGGUGUCAGCAAUCAAACGGCAGUAUCCCACAAUCCCAGCUCCUGCAGAAUUUUUUAAACUCCAGUAGCUGCCCUGAAAUUCAAGGUUUCUUGCACGUCAAAGAGCUAGGUCGGAAAUCAUGGAAGAAAUUAUAUGUGUGUUUGAGGAGGUCGGGACUCUAUUGCUCUACGAAAGGAACUUCAAAGGAGCCAAGACAUUUGCAGUUGUUAGCUGACUUAGAAGACAGCAAUAUUUUCUCGUUGAUAGCAGGCAAGAAAUUGUAUAAUGCUCCAGCAGACUAUGGAUUUUGCAUAAAGCCCAACAGAGUGAGAAGUGAACCUAAGGAGCUGAGAUUGCUGUGUGCAGAAGAUGAGCAGAGCAGGACAUGUUGGAUGACAGCGUUUAGACUCCUCAAGUAUGGAAUGCUGCUGUAUCAGAACUACAGAAUCCCCCAGCAGAGAAAAGCUCUGAUUCCACACUUCUCCACUCCAGUGAGAAGCGUAUCCGAAAACUCGCUAGUAGCAAUGGAUUUUUCGGGACAAAUAGGAAGAGUUAUUGAAAAUCCUGCAGAAGCACAGUGUGCCGCCUUAGAAGAAGGACAUGCUUGGAGGAAACGCAGCACAAGAAUGAACAUCUUAGGUAGCCAAAGUCCACUCCAUCCUUCCACACUGAGCACAGUUAUCCAUAAGACACAGCACUGGUUUCAUGGAAGAAUCUCUCGAGAAGAAUCUCACAGGAUUAUUAAACAACAAGGGCUUGUGGAUGGGCUAUUUCUCCUCCGGGACAGCCAAAGCAACCCAAAGGCAUUUGUACUAACACUGUGUCACCAUCAAAAAAUUAAGCAUUUUCAAAUCUUACCGUGUGAGGACGAUGGACAAAUAUUUUUCAGCCUCGAUGAUGGGAAUACCAAAUUCACUGAUCUAAUUCAGCUUGUCGAGUUCUACCAACUAAACAAAGGAGUCUUGCCCUGCAAACUCAAACACCACUGCAUCCGAGUGGCCUUAUGACGUCAAAUCUGACCCUUACUGAAGACUGGAUUUGCUAGAAGAAGAAUUGUAAGAGAAAGUUGACACUGGGGAAUUGGCAAUUUUGUAGGUUGGUAAAAAUAUUAUGCACCUUGGGACUCUGAAAGGGAUUGGAUUCCGUUGGUGCCAACAGACCAAGAUUACUGGUUUGUCCAACACCUAAAAGUGAUUGCUGCUGAGUGUCCCAGCAUCCCAAAAAUGUGGGGGGAGGGUAUGAAAAAAUCAUUAGCAAAUUUGUAACAAAACUGGAAGCUAUCUUGGCUGGGCCACUUAACAAACAAGUUGUGAAGAGAAAUCUUUGAAAAGAACUCUUGCCCUGGAAUAAUCUUGACAAUUAAGACUAGUGUGUUUACUUUUUGUAUUGAUCACUUUUUUUGCACUCCUACUUUGUUUCGAAUAUUGUAUGCAGCCUAUAUUAGGAGCUGAUGUGGCUUUUAAAUUCAUGCAGGAGUUGGGUAUUAAUCUAAACCCUAACAUGUAUGGAACGCUUCAGCCUAAAAAGGAUCUAGAAGAAAACCCAGAAGUGCGCGUGUGUGUGUGUAUGUGUAUGUGUGUGUGCGCGCGUGUGUGUGUGUCAAAACUUCUCUGGAGAUCUGAGGUUGUCACCUGCAGAUGUCUUUUGAAAAAGGUAUAUGGAUACAGUUCUAAAAGAACAUACCACCAUAUGUACUCUUAGAACUGUUGACUUUUAGCAUAAUGGCUGUAGAAUGUUUAUGGCAUAUUAGUGGUACCCAGUCAUGCAAAGACUGUGUUAGUCAGACUCUAUGCACAAAUGUUGAACCUUUUUAUUAUUGAUGUGGUGGUUUGUUUGUUUUUCAGCCUAUUGACUUUGUUUUCCUAGGGAUAUUUACUGUUAUUAAAUAGAAUUGGGCUGAAUGACCACACUUGUAUUUUGGAACCAGCUGUUUUUGUGUGAACAAUACUUAUGCUGAUAAUCUACUUAGUAUGACAAAAGAUCAGUGUUUUUUAGCUUUAUAUCUCCUUGAAUUUUUGGACUGUUUCAAAGAGCUAUCUUUUCUCAUAGCAAACCUACAGUAACGAUGAUAAAGCUCUUCUGGGGAAUAGAACUUGAAAAGAACUGUACCCCUUUUCCUUUCUGUAGGAUCAUGUGAAAGUUUACAUGGUGAGAAACAAGUACAAACUGGGAUUGGAAACUCAUUUGAUUAUGACUGGUAUUUCUGAUUUUAGUGCUGGCAAUAUCCUCCAUCAAGGUGACAAGUGAUGUUUUUGAAAUGCACACUAAUCCAUACUGAUUUCUAUUGUACACAGGUAUCUACCCUGCUUAAGGCUGGCAUGCCAUCA
Molecule: messenger RNA, 3334 nt
Organism: Gavialis gangeticus (Gharial)
Lineage: Eukaryota; Metazoa; Chordata; Crocodylia; Gavialidae
Gene: GRB10
Product: growth factor receptor bound protein 10
Exons: 18
Coding region: 224-2014 (596 amino acids)
Biological process (GO): negative regulation of insulin receptor signaling pathway; insulin receptor signaling pathway; negative regulation of Wnt signaling pathway
Molecular function (GO): insulin receptor binding
Source: RefSeq, a predicted model, not a curated record